Molecule: messenger RNA, 3336 nt
Organism: Penicilliopsis zonata CBS 506.65
Lineage: Eukaryota; Fungi; Ascomycota; Eurotiomycetes; Eurotiales; Aspergillaceae
Exons: 4
Coding region: 1-3336 (1111 amino acids)
Biological process (GO): signal transduction
Molecular function (GO): 3',5'-cyclic-nucleotide phosphodiesterase activity
Source: RefSeq, a predicted model, not a curated record
AUGGCCGACGCCAUGGAUUGCUCCGCUGUCUAUAUCGACGACCGCGUCUCGUCUGAGCGAUGGGUGCGCAGGAUUCCGCCCGCCGAUCAGCCUGUCUCCUCCUCGUGGAUCCUUCCUGAUGAGCCUGAGGCGUUGUACGCAAAUGUCGACCGGUUGUUGGAUGUGUGCAAGCAGAUCUAUCUCUGCCACGCAGGAACCUCCUUUGCCACCAAACUCGCGGAACUCACCGACCGCGCCGGAAACGACUGCACCCCCAUCUUCGCUUUCUUCGACAUUGACCUCUCGAGCGACGACAGCGCCAGCAGCCGUCGCAAGCUCAGCCGCACCUCCUGGUCCGAACUGGAUACCGCGCCCCCGUCCCCCUCGGCCAUUUCCCUCCGCCGCGGUUUCACCUUCUCCUCCCAGUCCGAGGAGGCCUACGGCCUACAACUUCUAUCGGGUGUCUCGGCAGACAUCCAGGUCCGCGAUGGGCCCAAUCUCAUCAUUCCUAUCGCCAUCUUGCGUUCCCCAGCCACGAACCUAGCUCGCCAGACUCUGGAGGAAACCGAUGGAGAUCUGGAUCUGGAUCAACAACCAAAACAACACCAACAACACCGUGAUAUACUCUCCGCCGAACCACGCCAUGUCUCUCGGUGUCUGGACGCGGGCGCCCUCGACGUCCUCACCUCCCCGCUCGACCGCUCCCGCACCCAUGGCCUACUUGUCCAUGCCUAUCGCACUCGCAAGACCGCCCAGAAGGAGCUCUCGCGUUUCAUGGCCAAGCGGAAACUACGAAAACAGUCUUGGGUAGGCGUGCAUGGGGAACAACCGUAUGCAUACUUGCGAGAAGCCAUGGUCUCCAAGCUUAUGAAAGGCAUCUGCAAUCCCGAGGAGGUGAUUGAAGAAUUUCAAGAACGGGAACUCGAUGUUAUUCCAGAACGACAGGCUAUCGUCAAAGAGCAGAUCGGCCGCUGGGCCUUCACGGCGCACCAGUUCACCGAAGACGAGCUGGUGUACGGGGCGUGCGAGAUGCUACAGCAUGCGCUGAACAUGCCCGAGCUGGAUCACUGGCGGCUCACACCCGGGGAGCUGCGCACUUUCUUAUUAGCCUGCCGCGCCGCGUAUAACUCUUUCGUUCUCUAUCACAAUUUCCGACACGCGGUGGAUGUGCUACAGUCGGUCUUUUGUUUCCUGCUCCACAUCGGUGCCUUGCCCACGUACGGCGACAUUAAGACUCCGGUUCCUAAAUCGCCCAUCGCCUCGCUGCUGUCCCCCUUUGACGCGCUGACGCUCCUAAUCGCCGCCAUCGGGCAUGAUGUCGGCCAUCCCGGCGUCAACAACUUCUUCCUGGUCAAGUUGAACGCCCCCCUCGCGCAGUUGUACAACGACAACUCGGUGCUCGAGGCCUUCCACUGCGCCGCCUAUUCGCAGAUCCUGCGCCGCCACUGGCCCGCCGCGUUCAAGGACAACCAACUGCGCAAGCUGCUCAUCAGCUCCAUCCUCGCCACCGAUAUGGGCGUCCAUCAGAAGUUCAUGGAGCGCCUGGGCCACCUGCAGGAGAAGUACUACGCUAACAACAAAUCGCUCGACGGCUGGAAACCCCAGGAUCUCGACCAGUAUCGGGCUCUGGUGUGCGGAUUGCUCAUCAAGUGCGCCGACAUCAGUAAUGUCUCGCGGCCCUGGGACGUGGCCGAGCGCUGGACCAAGAUCCUGCAGGAAGAAUUCGCCAACCAGGGCGACAUGGAGAAGGAGGUCGGCAUGGAGACCACCCUCUUCGGCGGGCCGCCGGAGUUGGGCAACAUGUUCAAGCUGGCCACCGGCCAGAUCGGCUUCAUGUCCAUCUUCGCCCUACCGCUGUUCGAGGGCGUCGCCGACCUGUUGCCCCAGCUGCGCUUCACUGUCCAGCAGAUUCGCGCCAAUCAAACCGUCUGGCGCGAUUUUGCCGACCGCGAGAUGCAGAAACAGGGGCUCUUCGUCGAGGCCCCUACCCCGGGCGCCGUCUCGCCUCGCACUCAGAGCCCGGUGCGCACCCCCUCGGCCGCCGUGAACGGUCAACAACGCCACGAGGGAACCGCCGCCCGCACCAACGGAGGAGAAACCCUCCGGGAAAUCGAUGAGGCAGACGAUGUGACCGAGGGUAUUGUGGAUGACACAUCAUCAUCAUCAUCAUCACCGGUAUUCCCCCGAGUCUCGCUCGGGUCCGUCACGCGUGACGUCUUGAAUGAAAAUGCGCUGAGCCCCGUCGUGUCGCCCGAUACCGAGGGUCCGUCGAUUGACAUCACUGGUGCCUCGUUACCUGUCGGCGGCGGCGGCGUCCAGGCGUCACGCAAAUCCUCCAGCGCGGUGCCCCUGUCGGAGAUAUCACUGAUCCCCAUCGCGGACAUCCCGCGCGACCGCAACGGCUCGGUCCAGACGCAGAUCCGAGCCGCGGACAGUCCUGAUUACCAUUCGUCGGAUGACUCGGCCGUCCUGGCCGCCGUCGUUCUCCCGGAUAGACCUGGGCCUGCCCGGCCCACCAGCAGUAGUACAGACCGGCCGAGUAGCUCACGGCAAGGUGGCCCCCAGGGCGGCGGCGGCAGCGGCGGCGGUGGCGGCGCCGUCACCGCCGUGCAUCAACGGCACCACACCAACACGAGCUCGAAACACACGACAGCCUCCAAUCGACACAGCUGCACGCGCACCCAGUCGGUCAGCACGUACAGCAAUCCCGUUAUGACACCCAUCUCGCCAGCGACCAAUGCGACUAGCUUCCUAACGGUUGACAGCGGGGAUGAUCGCGACGCAACCACCUCCAAGAGCGAGACCGAAGCGCCGGGCGAUACUGGCAGCAGCACACGGCCCAGCUCAUCGGACGCGUACGGGUUUGUUGAUCAUGAGGAUAACCAUUAUCAUAAUGGUUAUAACCACCAUCAUCAUAAUCAUCAUCAUCAUCAUCAUCAUCACCACGACCACGACCAUCACCAAGGGGAUCAUAACGACAUCCGCCAAUACAGUUCCAGUUACAGCCAGUCCUCUUCAUCACAGCCGCAUGACCCUCUAGACAAGGGAUCCCUGAUGGCAACACUAGUGGGCAAUGGCGGCAAUGACCGUCGUAGCUGCAGUCCAACACAUUCCACCGCCACCUCGGGUAGCAGUCAUCAUCAUCAUCAUCAUCAUCACCAUCCUCACCAUCCUCCCUACUCGCACUCGCACCCCCAACACCUAGAUCCUCAGCAACACCAUGAGGUCUCUCCCGAACACGGCGGCGAGCAUUCGCUGCUUCGACUGGCGAAACGGCGCAGUCGGCUGCGACUGGCAUUCUGGAAGCGCAAGCCACACCACUCACACCAGCAGGAAGUGAGCGGGGAUAUCCAUUGA